Molecule: messenger RNA, 2190 nt
Organism: Huiozyma naganishii CBS 8797
Lineage: Eukaryota; Fungi; Ascomycota; Saccharomycetes; Saccharomycetales; Saccharomycetaceae
Gene: MLH3
Product: mismatch repair protein MLH3
Exons: 1
Coding region: 1-2190 (729 amino acids)
Biological process (GO): mismatch repair
Cellular component (GO): mismatch repair complex
Molecular function (GO): ATP binding; ATP-dependent DNA damage sensor activity; ATP hydrolysis activity
Source: RefSeq, a predicted model, not a curated record
AUGACCCAGUCGAUACAUUUGUUGGACAGGUCGGUCUACAGCAAGCUGCAGUCCCAGCAGUACAACGUAUCCCUGACCUCAGCGGUUAGAGAGCUCUUACAAAAUUCAGUAGACGCCGGCGCCAGCGAAGUUCAGGUUGUCAUCGAUUUCUCCAGCUGGAAAUUCAGUGUUAGGGAUAACGGAAGUGGAAUCUCCUGUAGAGACUUGGAUCAUUUAGGGUGUCCCAAUUUUACCUCCAAGAUAGCGUCCCUAGAUGAUUUGCCAUCGUUGCGGACAUACGGUUUCAGGGGAGAAGCGAUUCAUUUUAUCAGCAAAGUAAGUAACCUCACAGUUACUUCCAAAGUACACGACUACAACUCCGCCUGGUUACGACGUAUCCCCGGGACUGCUGCAGUAAUGUUCGAACCAUCCGUGCAUGACGUAUGCGAAGAUGACAACUUUAAAAUAAAGCCCUUCAGGAAGGAAGAAAGUGGCACUCUGGUGCUGGUGGAAGAUAUGUUGUAUAAUCUACCAGUAAGGAAAGAAUACUUAUCAACAGAACCACUCUUUAGGCAGAUCUUGACCUUGAAGAGUGAUGUACUUCAAAUCCUGAUAAAACACCCUUCUGUCAAGAUAACUGUCAGUCAGGUCAAGAAGGACACAACUGAGGUGAUAACAAAGCCAUUUCUACUACAGGAUAUGGAAGGUGAACCCCCCACAACGCUAUAUUCACAACUACUGCGACAUAUUUUUGGCCCAGUCAUCCCGCCCAACAUGUUUAAGAAUAUUUCAAUCGAUUUCAACGAGUUUUCUCUGAAAGGUGUAAUAUCCAAAUGCCCGGUAAAGGAUAAGAACCUGCAAUUUAUUUUCAUCAAUGGUCGAAACUACAACAACAACAAGUUUAUGAAAAAGAUCAACGAAAUAUUUAGGACGUCGUCCUUUGGCCAAAAAGCUGUCAUGGAAACAACCGUCAAAUACGUCGGAAAUCCAUACAAAUUCUACCCCACAUUUAUCAUCGAUAUAAUAUGUCCUCAAACUAUUGACGAUCUAGUGCAAGAUUUUACGAAAACAAUAUUCAAGCCCAGUCAUUUCCAAACUCUUCAAGCCUUAAUUCUGAAGGCAUUUAAAUCUUUCUUGAAAGUCCAGGGUUAUUUGACCGAAGAUCACAUUGCGACCAAAAAAGAGGGAUUUUUGAACGAUAGUCUAACUAAAGAACCACCCUCAUUUCAGUUUUGCAUCAGGGAAUCAAAGAUCAGAUAUGCUAAAAAGAGUAGUAUAACAUCUAUAACCAGCGCUCGUCAUAAAAUUUUUAAAGCAAGUCACGAAAGGGGUAGUAACGAAAUCCACUUCCCACUGGGACAGGUUGAAGAGGGGCCCGAUGAAAAUGGACAGCCUGUCACUUCUAACCAUUCCUGUUGGCUGGAUAUUCCAAGGUUUACGGAACAGAAUGAACAAGUUGAUGUAUGUAUUUCGAGAGAGCAACUGAAAGCCUCGACAGUAAUAAAUCAAGUGGAUGACAAAUUCAUUUUAUUGAAAACACCAGAGUCAGCUGAUAAUCCAGCAAGACACUCACUGAUAAUUUUAGAUCAACACGCAUGUGACGAAAGAAUCAAGUUAGAAAUCUAUUUACAAGAAUUCGUAUCCAACGUGAUAGGACAAACACUACACCUUCAAAAAAUAAAUAGCAGUUGCAUUCCCGUUAGCCCAUUGGAAUACAGUAUGUUCAAACAUUACACAAAUGAACUAAAGUUGUGGGGAGUACACUACAAGCUCAACGAUGACAAUUCAAUCGAUAUUGAAACAUUACCGGAUGUAUUGGUGGAUAAAGUCAACGGCGAUAGGAAGUUUUUAAAAAGCGGGCUAGUACAGCAUAUGAAUGACCUGAACCAAUUCACCAAACUUCCACUUUCUAAUCUCAAGAUGAAUUACGAAACACGAAAUGAUCUGACUUGGUGGAAAUAUAUAUCCAGCGUCCCUACUGUGAUUAUUGAGAUCUUCAACAGCAAAGCUUGCCGUUCAGCUAUUAUGUUUGGGGACAAAUUAUCAAAAACAGAAGCGGAGUUGCUUUUAAAACAACUGAUUAAUUGUUAUCUGCCAUUCCAAUGUGCUCAUGGAAGACCAUCUGUUGCACCUCUGGCACGUUUACAAGGAGAAGAUGAGUUCCUAACAACUCCGAAAGACACAAGUCUUGAGGACUACCAACUUUCUUAA